Molecule: messenger RNA, 1391 nt
Organism: Chironomus riparius
Lineage: Eukaryota; Metazoa; Arthropoda; Insecta; Diptera; Chironomidae
Source: the annotation of a GenBank genome assembly
UCAGUUUAUAUGAGUUAAAUUUGUGAAUCAGUUGUGUAUAUUUAUUUACUCUCUCUAGUAUUUUUUUUGGAUCAAAAUAGAGAGAAAUUAAGCAGAAUGGAUACAGAUUUGCUAUUAGAAAAUAUAAUGGAAGACAAUGAAUUUAUGGAUAGGAAUUAUGGCUCAACAACAGCCGGGUCAAGCAGUAAUAAAGAAAGGAAGACAGCAUCUGUUACAUAUUGCUUACACGGAAAACUCGCGAGUGAUUGUUGUGAAUCAGAUUCAUUGAAAUUCAAAACAAUCAAAGACGCUCAUUGCCAUCGUGCUCAUCGUAGAAACCAACGAGUGGAAGGAAUUGAUAAAAAAGCUCGGAAGAAAUUAAUUAUAGCAAGCAUCCUGUGUGUAGUAUUCAUGAUUGUUGAAAUAGUUGGUGGUUUAUUAUCAAAUAGUUUAGCAAUUGCCACGGAUGCAGCGCACUUAUUAGCCGAUUUAGCAAGCUUUAUGAUAUCUCUGCUGGCACUUUACAUAGCAAAUAGAAAGUCUACAAAGAGAAUGUCCUUUGGCUUUCAUCGAGCGGAAGUAAUUGGAGCGCUUACAUCUGUACUAAUGAUAUGGAUAGUUACAGCUGUACUUGUGUAUAUGGCUGUUUUAAGGACAAUUCAUCACGACUUUGAGAUAAAUAGUGUAAUAAUGUUAAUCAGCUCUGGCUUUGGCAUUUUAGUCAAUAUUAUUAUGGGAUGUACAUUACAUGAUCACGGACAUAGCCAUGGAAAUCACAAUCAUAGUCACAGUCAUAGUCAUGAUAAAUCUGAUGAUUUGGAUGCCGAAAUGGGUCACUUACCAGAAAAUCUCAAUGUUCGAGCAGCAUUUAUACAUGUUGUUAGUGACUUUGUUCAAUCGUGUGGCGUUUUCAUAGCAUCCUUGGUUAUAUUCUUUAAGCCAGAAUGGAGCAUUAUUGAUCCAAUUUGUACAUUUUUGUUUUCGGUUCUUGUUCUCUUUACAACAUUGAAUAUCAUGAAGGAUGCCUUAUUGGUUUUAAUGGAAGGCAUACCCGAAUAUUUGGAUUAUACAGAAAUAAUGAGAACAUUCUUGAAUAUUAAUGGCGUUGUACGUGUACAUAACCUCAGAAUUUGGGCAUUAAGUGUUAAUAAGGUUGCUCUCGCAGCUCAUCUUGCAGUUGAUGAAGGAACAAAUACCGAGACGGUUCUACGAGAGGCCACGAUGAAAAUUCAUGCAAAAUAUGAUUUCUUUGAAACAACUUUGCAAAUUGAAGUGUAUGAGAAGGAAAUGGAAGAUUGUAUAAAGUGUACCAAUCCAGAAUAAAAAAUUGCAAAUUAUCUUUUUUGUGUGUAUUCAUAUAUGAAUUUAUGCAGAUAAACUUGUGUAUACUUAUGAGGAUAACAGAAAGAAAA